GGGCGGCGGUGGCACAUGGGCAAGAAGCGGAGUGAUGGCCUCGGGCGCUCCCUGCAGCGGCAGCGCGGGCUGGAGCGCCGCGGCGCCUCCUCAUGGCUUCACGCCAGCGAGGUGGUCGCCGAGCGCGGCCCGGAGCUGCGGUCGGCGCCCGAGCAGAACCCGCUGGAGGAGUUCCUGGCCACGGCCGAGCUGGCCGGCACCCGCUUCGUGGCCGAGCGUCUGAAUGCUCAGAUCGUGUCUGCCCAGAGCUGCACGGGCCUGCUCACAGCACAGGAGGCCCAACGUGUUCGGCAGCUGCAGCAGGAGAAUCAGGAGUUCCUGCGCAUCCCACGGAGGCCACACUGGGAUAGGACAACCAGUGCAGAGGACUUGAAGCAAGCAGAGAGAGAGAGCUUUCUUGAGUGGAGGCGACAGCUUGCCCUCCUCGAGGAAGAGAAAAAGUUAAUUCUAACUCCAUUUGAAAGAAACUUGGAAUUUUGGCGUCAGCUUUGGAGAGUCAUUGAAAGAAGUGAUAUUGUAGUCCAGAUAGUAGAUGCCAGAAACCCCCUUCUGUUUAGAUGUCAAGACCUGGAAAGUUACGUUAAGGAAGUCAGCAAUGACAAGGAGAACAUGAUCUUGAUCAACAAAUCCGAUUUGCUGAGUGAGGAGCAACGUGCUGCUUGGGCACAGUUCUUUGAGAAUGAGGGUGUCAAGGUGGUGUUCUGGUCAGCUUUGGCAGAGUGUGAACGGCUGGGCGGAGAAGCAAAGGAACUGGGCUCUGAGGGGGGAGCGGAGCACCUAAGUGGUUCUGAGGAUGAAGGCUCCAGUCAGGAAGACGACAGCACAGCACAAGGAAGUGCAGAAGGAGCAUCCACAGGCAGCAUUUGGCAAAGUGCAAACCAGGUCCUGGAGAGUGAUGAUAACAGCAGUGAUGAAUAUGAAGACUGUGAAGAUGAUGAAGAGGAGGACUGGCAAACCUGUUCUGAAGAUGAAGCUGGUGACAACAUAAAUGCUCUUGGUCCAGAGAGGAUGGAAAGCAGGACUGAUGGUGCUGCAGUGCAGGAACAGAACAGGAACGUCAGGAACUUCAGCCAUCUGGUGCAGAGAAAUGAGCUGCUGGAGAUAUUCAAAACUAUGCACAAUGGACCAAGGGUGAAGGAUGGAGAAGUAAAUGUUGGGCUGGUGGGUUACCCUAAUGUUGGCAAAAGUUCAACCAUCAACACAAUCCUUGGAAAUAAGAAGGUGUCUGUGUCUGCUACACCAGGCCGUACAAAACACUUCCAGACCCUGUAUGUGGAGCCUGGCCUGUGCCUUUGUGAUUGCCCCGGUCUGGUGAUGCCAUCUUUCGUCUCUACCAAGGCAGAAAUGAUUUGUUCUGGAAUUCUGCCUAUAGAUCAGAUGAGGGACCAUGUUCCACCUGUUUCUCUAGUUUGCCAGCAUAUCCCACGCAACAUUUUGGAAGCAACCUAUGGAAUAAAUAUCAUAAGGCCGAGGGAAGAUGAGGACCCAGAUCGAAAGCCAACAGCUGAAGAGCUGCUAACAGCAUAUGGAUAUAUGAGAGGCUUUAUGACAUCUCAUGGACAGCCAGACCAGCCGAGAUCAGCUCGAUAUGUGUUAAAAGAUUAUGUCAAUGGGAAGCUGUUAUAUUGCCACCCACCUCCUGGUAUUGACCCAAAUGAUUUUCAGCACCAACAUCAAAGGUGCCCUGACAGUACAGCUGUGCUGGCCACUGGACAGGUGAAGCCUGAGAAAAAUACCAAAGCAAAACAAAUUGAAAAUGUGGUGGACAAAAAUUUUUUCCAUCAGGAGAACGUUCGUGCCCUGAUGAAAGGGGUCCGGGCUGCCAUGGGCUACCGGCCUGGGAGCGGCCUCGUGCCUGCGGCUGCACCCAACCCUGCCAACGUGGUAGGAAAGCCCUGGAAAAAACACGGAAACAGGAACAAGAAGGAGAAAAUCCGCAGGAUCACGAAGCAUCUGGAGGCCUAGCUGUGGCAACAGUAUCUUGCCUUUUCAGGGCAGGGACUGCACUCACAGGCCUUAAUUGAGGGGGAGAAACAGAUAAGUGGGCAUCACUAGCUCACCUGGGAGCUCUCUGCAGUGGAUUGGCCUGGCAGGGGAUGAGAGUGAGCUCUGGUGGCUUCAGUUCAUCCCUUCUGAGAACAAAAGAGACCUGGCUGUUGGUGUUAUCUGGAAGCCAGCCCAGACAUUUGACUGCUGAUGAAACAUCCUUUCAAUGGGAGCAGAUGGAGCUGUGCAGGAAUGUUUUUUCCUUCCAUAAAGGAUGUAUUUUAUAGCUGUUGGAAUCAAAGCAAGCCCUGGUAAAACUGAGUAAAAUCUUUAAACAGUUCA
Messenger RNA from Serinus canaria (Common canary), 2328 nucleotides. It is a transcript of the gene LSG1, whose product is annotated as large 60S subunit nuclear export GTPase 1. Gene Ontology annotation, molecular function: GTP binding; GTPase activity. The transcript is spliced from 14 exons. Bases 16 to 1965 code for a protein of 649 amino acids. The record is from RefSeq and is a predicted model, not a curated record. Gene Ontology annotation, biological process: ribosomal subunit export from nucleus. NCBI's taxonomy places the organism in Eukaryota, Metazoa, Chordata, Aves, Passeriformes, Fringillidae. Gene Ontology annotation, cellular component: cytosol.